GUUUCCUAACCGGUCCAUAAAUAUUGUAACACAACACGGAAAUUGAUAGCUCUAUUUUAAGGCGAACGACACAUAAACAAAAUUUUAAAGAACAGUAGUCCGAUUUAUUGGAGGAGCAGAGUGCGUUCGUGGAGUAAAUUAUAUAUUCGUUUAUUGAAGGAGCAGGGGACGCGUGCAGCUGUAGCGGAGUUUCAGGAUGCACCGGAGAGGCGUGGGCGCCGGGGCCAUCGCCAAGAAGAAACUCGCCGAGACCAAGUACAAAGAAAGGGGAAAUGUACUUGCAGAAGACCAGAUUGCUCAGAUGUCCAAACAACUGGAGACAUUUAAGACGCAUCUGGAAGAGUUUGCCAGCAAACACAAACAGGAGAUCCGCAAAAGUGCUCAGUUCAGAGUGCAGUUUCAGGAUAUGUGUGCCACCAUUGGGGUUGACCCUCUUGCAUCUGGAAAGGGUUUCUGGUCAGAGAUGCUAGGAGUUGGAGACUUUUACUAUGAGCUGGGUGUUCAGAUCAUUGAAGUGUGCCUCGCCCUGAAGCAUCGUAAUGGAGGUCUAAUUACGUUGGAGGAACUCCACCAGAGGGUGCUGAAGGGCCGAGGAAAAUUUGCACAGGAUGUUAGCCAGGAUGACCUAACACGUGCCAUCAAGAAGUUGAAAUCCUUAGGAAAUGGAUUUAGCAUGAUUCCAGUAGGUGGAACAUACCUGGUCCAGUCUGUGCCUGCAGAACUAAAUAUGGAUCACACUGUUGUCCUUCAGCUGGCUGAGAAGAAAGGCUUUGUCACAGUGAGUGAGAUCAGAUCCAGCCUCACUUGGGAAACAGAGCGAGCAAAGCAUGUAUUGGAACAUCUCCUGAAGGAAGGCCUCGCUUGGCUUGACACUCAGGCUUCUGGAGAGCCGCAGUACUGGCUGCCUGCUCUCUUCUCUGAACUCUACUCACGAGAUGUUAGCCCAGAGGAGGCCAGUCAGUUGAUGCCAUGAUGGAAUAUCAAGCUUGGACCCCUUCAGCCCUCCAACUACUUGAAUGGACCAUUUAAAUGGGAGUGAAAUGAAAACCCUGGAGCAGCACAGAUAGUCAUAAGAAAUCUGCCAUUAACACAUGCAUUUUAAAUAUACACCUUUUUUUUUUUAAAACUAUAUUCUAUAAAUAUAAUCUUAUAGAGUCCUUGAGAUGCCCCAGAUUUAUCUGUAUAGAAUGUGCAGCCCCCCACCCCAUUUUCAUAGUUCCUAUUGCACAUUGGUCAUCACCUACUGCUGAACCCUGGGUCUGGACACUCGUACCACACACUGGUUUUUGUUUUCUUUUUUUUUUCCUUGAAUUAAAUACCCUUUAUUAAAACCUCUACUGUUAACUAGGCAUUAAAAAUCAUAUAGUCAUGAAAAAUAUUCAGCUGUGGCAGAUAUACAAUAUAUGUAUUGUCAGAGGUGGCACACAAUGGACACUUCACUUGGGUGAACUGAGCGCAGGCCAGGGGACUUU
This is a messenger RNA of Erpetoichthys calabaricus (reedfish), 1472 nucleotides long. It is a transcript of the gene snf8, whose product is annotated as SNF8 subunit of ESCRT-II. Lineage: Eukaryota; Metazoa; Chordata; Cladistia; Polypteriformes; Polypteridae. The record is from RefSeq and is a predicted model, not a curated record. Gene Ontology annotation, cellular component: ESCRT II complex. Bases 197 to 973 code for a protein of 258 amino acids. Gene Ontology annotation, biological process: protein transport to vacuole involved in ubiquitin-dependent protein catabolic process via the multivesicular body sorting pathway. The transcript is spliced from 8 exons.